AUGGCAUGCCACGUCUACGAGACACCCACGACAAUCAUCCGCCAGUGUCUGUCAGCAGACAACAUGCGGCUAUCCGAUCCCGAGGCCUGGCACUUUGAUAUCGACAGAUGGCUGAAUCCGUUGAUCCCUCGUCCGCCAUGGCGCAUCCUACCGUAUCCGAUCUCCUAUUUCCUCGGCCAUAGGAAACAGCCACUCAAGCCCUUGGGAAAUCUGAUCAUGGGUGCUUGGGCUUUUCUCGGCAUUUUUAUCGGUCUUAUAGUCAUCGAAAUAGUGACGAAGCAAGUGCCCGUAUUUCAGGACCAUCACGCACCCAUCAUUAUUGCUAGUUUUGGUGCCGGGUCUGUCUUGCAUUUCUAUUCCAUUGAGUCUCCACUGGCGCAACCACGAAAUGCCGUCAUCGGCCAGUUCAUUUCCAGUGUAGUUGGUGUUGGGAUAUGCAAACUCUUUGCCUUGAGCCCACACUUUGAGUCCAUCCGAUGGAUAGGCGGUGCGUUGGCCUGUGCCAUUGCCACGGCGCUGAUGGGCUUGACCAAGACCAUCCAUCCCCCUGCCGGAGCGACAGCACUCUUGGCCGUUGUGAGCAAUGACUCACUGCCUUUAGGGUGGUUAUUGGUGCCUAUGAUCCUGCUCGGAUCGGUGCUUAUGCUCAUUGUGGCUCUACUCAUUAACAACGUUCAGCGCAAGUACCCUCAAUACUGGUGGUCACCAGAGGACUUGUCUCCAGACAGCAAGCGCGGCAAGAUUACCGAGGAUGACGGUGCGCGGGUUCAAGAUGCAGAUGUUGAGAAGAACUUGUCUAUAACGUCACCGAGUCACAGUGAAGGCUCCAUCGAUCAGCCUCAGAUCCUCAUCAGGAGAGGCACCGUCCAUGUACCGAGCCACAUAUAUCUGACGCCAGAGGAGAAGAGUUUUUUGGAAGAGUUGAGUGAACGGUUAUAG
This is a messenger RNA of Talaromyces amestolkiae, 939 nucleotides long. RefSeq lists its product as uncharacterized. The transcript is spliced from 3 exons. Bases 1 to 939 code for a protein of 312 amino acids. The record is from RefSeq and is a predicted model, not a curated record. NCBI's taxonomy places the organism in Eukaryota, Fungi, Ascomycota, Eurotiomycetes, Eurotiales, Trichocomaceae.